AUGUGCACGUUUUCACUAACCUUAUUCAAGAAACGACGAUCACAACCACAUCGUGGUAAAUUGAGUGCAAACAGCAGAGGUGAGGCUAGAGAAGGCACCGCAUAAACUAGUGUUGGUCUAAAUUUGGACAUAACAGCAAAUGAUUCCAUUAUAUAAUUACUUCAGUCAACUUUGUCUUCGCUAAAACCCAGGUUUUCGGAAUACGAAAGGAUGGUACAACCAUUCAAAAACGCCCAGCACAACCUAAAGUUUGUUUAAACAACGCAGCUAAAUAUCAAUUUGUCUUAUUUGACACAAAGACAACUUCCCCAGUUAAAGAUGCAGAAAUUUGUCAAAUAACUGCAAUUACAAAAGGAGGAAAAAUCUACAAUAACUAUGUAUUACCAACGCGCAAUAUCAGCCUCUAUGGUAGUUACUAA
Molecule: messenger RNA, 419 nt
Organism: Pocillopora meandrina
Lineage: Eukaryota; Metazoa; Cnidaria; Anthozoa; Scleractinia; Pocilloporidae
Source: the annotation of a GenBank genome assembly